This is a messenger RNA of Vigna angularis (adzuki bean), 753 nucleotides long. RefSeq names its product ethylene-responsive transcription factor ERF024. Bases 1 to 549 code for a protein of 182 amino acids. The record is from RefSeq and is a predicted model, not a curated record. Gene Ontology annotation, molecular function: DNA binding; DNA-binding transcription factor activity. NCBI's taxonomy places the organism in Eukaryota, Viridiplantae, Streptophyta, Magnoliopsida, Fabales, Fabaceae. Gene Ontology annotation, biological process: regulation of DNA-templated transcription. The transcript is spliced from 2 exons.
AUGUAUUCUCAUAAUGCAACCGGCAGCAGCAGAGCCUCUUCCGAAACCGCCCGCUACCGCGGCGUGCGCCGGAGGAGCAACGGAAAAUGGGUGUCUGAGAUCCGUGAGCCAAGAAAGCCCACCAGGAUUUGGUUAGGCACAUUUCCCACACCUGAAAUGGCCGCAGUGGCUUAUGACGUGGCAGCUUAUGCUCUCAAGGGUAAGGAUGCGGAGCUGAAUUUCCCUGACUCCGCUUCCUCCCUUCCUGUCCCCGAUUCACUCUCGGCGCGUGAUAUUCAGAUGGCGGCAGCCGCUGCGGCGGCGGCUGCCGGAGCUGCGAAGGAUGCUAUGCAGACGCCAACGUGGAAUAAUAACUCUUCAGGGGUACAAGAGAAGCAAGCAGGGACGAGUAACGAGUUCGUGGACGAGGAUUUGAUCUUUGACAUGCCUAAUGUUCUGGUUAAUAUGGCUCAGGGAAUGCUGCUUAGUCCUCCUCCUUUUGACAUUGGUCUGGAACCUAACAGCCCAGAAAACAUGGAACAUGAGACAAGCCUGUGGAAUUUCCCUUAAGACAAAUACUGAUUAAACCCUUUUGUUAAUUAAAUUCAGCACUGUAAGUUAUAACUAUAUAUUAACGCUUUAAAUGGUGAAGAAAAGGAAAAAGAGAGCAGAAAAGGUAUCCUGUUAUGAAUUAUAUGGGCGAACUCUCACAUCAAACCUUUUUGCUUGGACAUGACGAAAUUUAUGUAAUGUGUGGCAAGAGUAGUGCCAUUA